UUGAGCUGUUUCACCGCUAGAUGGCAGCCGCUACAAGUGGUCCAUUUGUGAAAUCCAGCGAAGAAGUGUCAUGCUGCCUUUAAAGCAUCAUAGUCGGUGGGGAACGUGAGCGUCUCUUCAGAAUAUUUACAAUGAUGCGUUGAAUUUACAAUUAAUCACGUAAGAAAUAAAAUUUCUUCGAGACACAAAUAAACUAAAUUAAUGUUAAAACAACUUAUAUUUGUUCAUUUUAAAUUUCCAUCUUUGUAACCUGUGAAAAGAAAUGUCUGUGCCGUGUCAUUAAGACCAAGAAGCUAAAUGUAUCCGACAGACAUGAACGCAGCAAAUGACGGACCUGCUUGUUUUGGUUGUGAUAACCUGGUCCGGAUAUUUAAAUACACUGGCGCUCACAGCGCGCGUGUCUUCAAACUAAAACGUUGCUUAAAGGUGAUUUUCGCUCACUUUUAACACCCCGAGGUUGGCUGAGAUUUAAAAGCAAACGUCCAGACUUUUCUCGUCGCGUCGCGUGCGCUGGUCUCGCGCAGGAUGCUCCGAGAGUCGUAUCCCUUCGUGGAGGACAGCUUCAGCCGCCUGCCGUCGCAGAGCAACAUUUACGGCCUGUGUCAGGCCGGGGAGCAGGAGCUGUUGGCGGCCACCCUCAAAGGGAAGGUGGUGUGCUUCCGGUACCAGGAGCUGCAGCACAGAGUCCGGCCGGUGGCCAAGGAGGUCCAGUUCACCUACAUACCAGUUGAUGCAGAGAUCGUGUCCAUUGAUGCCUUCAACAAGUCUCCGCCCAAAAGAGGCCUGGUGGUGGGCAUCACCUUCAUAAAGGACUCUGGAGACAAAGCUACUCCCUUCCUGAAUAUCUACUGCGACUAUGAGCCCGGCUCGGAGUUCAACCUGGAGUCCAUUGCACGUGAGUGGAGCCGCAGCCAGAUGUGCGCGGUGAGGCCUGUGGGCACUGUAACAGCUGCCCAGAGCUGUCUGAACCUGGAGCUGCAGUUCACCCCCUUCCAGCUCUACCACACAGAGCUGCAGGAUGCCGAUGGAGGCAGAGAGACGGUGUUUCUGCUCAGUGGUCACGACCAGAGGAUCCACCUCUACAAGGAGAACGCCUCCCUGCACCAGUUUGAAGAGCAGCCGGUGGAGAAGCUCUUCCCGGAGCUACAGGAGCUGCCCAGCAAUGUGCUGUGGCUGGACAUGCUGAGUAUCUCCGGAGGCCGGCGGCUCUCGGCGUUCGGCUGCCAGAACGGCUGCGUUGGAUUGGCUGUGGUCAGUCAGACCGGACCAGAGGUUUUACAGAGCUGGCGGGUCCAGUUCGACAGUCCGAUCUCCACGGUGCUGCUGUUCCCCCUCCGCUGCCGCUCCAGCCUGGCCGGCGCCGAGCAAAGCGCAGAAGUGGAGGGCUACAACCUGCUGAUAACCAGCACCAUAGAGAUGGCCGUGGUCUACAGAGACGUGCAGGAGCGCGGGCUGUCGCGGUCCACCUGCCUCCCGGAGAGCGAUCAGUGGGACGCCGUGCUGUGCGCGCUGGUCAUCGACCUGGAUUUCGACGGUCAGAAGGAGGUGCUGCUGGGAACGUACGGACAGGAGCUUCUUUGCUACAAGUUCCAGCCCACCGGCAGUGGGGGGGACGGUCAGUUCCAGCUGCUGUGGAGGCGGAGUUUCAAGAGUCCCCUGUUGUCGGUCAUCUACUUGGACUUGACGGGCGACGGUUUGAGGGAGCUGGCGGUCCUCACGCUGAAGGGGCUGCACAUCCUACAGCAUAGCCUCACCUGCACUGCUGACCUGGUUCUGGAGCGGCUCGCCCGCAGGGUGUCGGCGCUGACAGCCGCCGCCGAGCCGCCACCUCCGCCGGCCACACACGCAGAGGGCCAGAGCCAGAGCCAGGGGGGCAGCACACAGACGCCGUCGUGUUAACGGAGACGCUGCCGCUCUGCUGGCCCCCUCCGGCCCGGGUGGCUCAGACGGGAGGGUUCUCCUCCAUGUGAAGGAUUAUCUCAGGAUAAAGAGUGUCCCCGCCCGGGCGUGCUCUCCGCUGACAGCAGCGAUUAGAAAGUCAGGCAUCACGCUGACCUUUCAGCACAUGACAGACCAACACGGCCCACUCCCACGCAGGUAACUGCCACGCAGACGUCCGAGGAUGUGGACGCAGAGACGCUGGACACGUGAAGUCUUCUCAUGAAAAUAAACGCACUCGUUUGGAGGGAUGAAUGUUUGCUGCUUCUGCUUUUUUCUGCCUGUAUUUUAGUGUCACCUGA
Molecule: messenger RNA, 2240 nt
Organism: Menidia menidia (Atlantic silverside)
Lineage: Eukaryota; Metazoa; Chordata; Actinopteri; Atheriniformes; Atherinopsidae
Source: the annotation of a GenBank genome assembly